Messenger RNA from Eubalaena glacialis (North Atlantic right whale), 2094 nucleotides. It is a transcript of the gene TSEN2, whose product is annotated as tRNA splicing endonuclease subunit 2. The transcript is spliced from 12 exons. Gene Ontology annotation, cellular component: tRNA-intron endonuclease complex. Lineage: Eukaryota; Metazoa; Chordata; Mammalia; Artiodactyla; Balaenidae. The record is from RefSeq and is a predicted model, not a curated record. Gene Ontology annotation, biological process: tRNA splicing, via endonucleolytic cleavage and ligation; tRNA-type intron splice site recognition and cleavage. Gene Ontology annotation, molecular function: nucleic acid binding; tRNA-intron lyase activity. The coding region runs from base 81 to 1586 and encodes 501 amino acids.
GCCCCCCCCGGCCGGCGUUGCCAGGGUAACGGCGAGCGCGUGGGGCAGAGGAAGUCUUUAAAGAACAGUUACCUUGGAAAAUGGCAGAGGCAGUUUUCCGUCCCCCAAAGAGGAAAAGAAGAGUGUAUGAGAGCUAUGAGUCUCCACUGCCGAUCCCUUUCGGUCAGGAGUGUGGUCCUAAGAAGGACUUUAGAAUAUUCCGGGCCGAGAUGAUAAACAACAAUGUGAUUGUGAGGAACGCAGAAGAUAUGGAGCAGCUCUAUGGGAAGGGUUAUUUUGGAAAAGGUAUCCUGUCCAGAAGCCGUCCAAACUUCACAAUUUCAGAUCCUAAGCUGGUUGCUAAAUGGAAAGAUAUGAAGACAGACAUGCCUGUAAUCACGUCAAAAAAGUAUCAGCGUAGCGUGGAAUGGGCCACAAACCUCAUGCGAAGACAAGGCCAGGAUGAGAGCACAGUGCGUAGACUCCUUGAGGAUUACACGAAGCCCCUUCAGCAUCUUUGUCUGCAAAGGAAUGAAGAGGUCCAGUUGUGCAAUGAGCUGAACUCUGAAAUGGUUUCCAAAACGGAAGGCACAGAAGAUAGAGAGAAACUUUCUGCCACGAAUGGGGUUGCAGGAAAGUCGCGUGAUCUGGAGGAUCCCAGCAAGCGAUCAGACCGCCUGCAGGAGGGCUCCAGGCCUGACCCGAUACCUACCCACGGCUCGGGUGAACACGUGGCGGAGGUCACCGCUCCUCUGCCCCACGUCCACUGCGGCAAACAAGAUGCUCUCCUCCCGCCCUCUGGCGCUCAGCCCGGGGACAGCAGCCAACGAGCGGGUCUGGUCCCGGCCAGAGAGAGAGGGCCUGAGCACCACUACGUGCUGGUGGAGGAAGUCGUGUGUGACGUGAGUGAGAAGGAAGACGCCCCAGGUGGGGACUUGUCGCCAAAAAAGAGACUGAUAUGCAGAAGAAAUCCAUUUAGGAUCUUUGAGUACUUGCAGCUCAGCCUGGAAGAGGCCUUCUUCCUGGUCUAUGCUCUGGGAUGUCUAAGUAUUUACUAUGAGAAGGAGGCUUUGACGAUUGUGAAGCUCUGGAACACCUUCCGCGUAGUUCAGCCCACGUUCCGGACUACGUACAUGGCGUACCAUCACUUCCGAAGCAAGGGCUGGGUGCCCAAAGCGGGACUUAAGUACGGAACAGACUUGCUGUUGUAUCGAAAAGGCCCUCCAUUUUACCACGCAAGUUACUCUGUCAUCAUCGAGCUGGUGGAUGACCGUUUUGAGGGCUCUCCUCGCAGACCUCUCAGCUGGCGGUCCCUGGCUGCCUUGAGCAGAGUUUCAGUCAGUGUCUCCAAGGAAUUUAUGCUGUGCUAUUUGAUUAAACCCUCCGCCAUGACUGACAAAGAAAUGGAGUCACCAGAAUGUAUGAAACAAAUUAAAGUUCAGGUAGGUGAACUCGGAGACAAAUUCAUGUCGUCACAAAGGCUCUGCGCAGCGUAUUGCGUCCCUUGGAACCUGUGGUCCCGAGACAGGACAGGAAAAGCAUCUCGCCUCGGCGACGAGAGCCCUCUCAGGUCCUUCCCCUCUGAGCCCAGCCUCGCUCCCCCUUAACCCUGUGGUCCUUUGUCCUGUGAUGUCCUCUGGUUUCUGCCCCUGGCACUCAGCUGAAACCGCCCUCGCAGCCGGCCGGGAGCAGCCCAGACCUCUCCCGGGUCUCGGCCCCUGAAACGACAAGGGUCGCUGUUGUCUCGCCGCCUCCUUGAACAUCUUGUCUGGCUGCUGGGGGCCUGUGUUGGGCUGAGGCUCCCGCAUCUUCCUGGCGGGAUUUUCUCCGCCGGGACUGCCGAUCCGCCAUCCAGUUGCCCAUCCCGCAGCAGGCCGGCCAUUGGUCUCCAGGGCCCAAGCGCCUCGUCCCCCGUUUGUCCUGCUCACACCCACUGGGUUAGCUCUCCAUAAAAUGCCAGUCCAGACCCACGUCUCCCUUCCCCGUGCUGACCCAGACACAUCGGCACCGUCACAGAGCUGGUUUUGUGUUGAACACUGGGUUCGCACCAGCGCUCCUGUUCCUGAAAUGUGCUGGAGGUGAUUCUAAGCCGUUGGGUUUCUUCGCGGGAGAGGA